GGGCGUCACCGGGACGCAGACAGACACAGCGCCGUCCCAAGGGCAGCAGCUUCUUCGCACCUGGCAGAACAGCCCCGGACAGCUCUCAAAAUGUGUGACGCCUUCGUAGGGACCUGGAAAAUGGUCUCCAGUGAGAACUUCGAUGAUUACAUGAAAGAAGUGGGAGUGGGCUUUGCCACCAGGAAAGUGGCCGGCAUGGCCAAGCCCAACAUGACCAUCAGCGUCAAUGGGGAUGUGAUCACCAUUAAAUCGGAAAGUACCUUUAAAAACACGGAGAUCUCCUUCAAACUGGGCCAGGAAUUUGACGAAGUCACUGCAGACGACAGAAAGGUCAAGAGCCUCAUCACCUUAGACGGAGGCGCCCUCGUGCAGGUGCAGAAGUGGGAUGGGAAGUCAACCACCAUCAAGAGGAAGCGAGUGGAUGAUAAACUCGUGGUGGAGUGUGUCAUGAAAGGCGUCACUUCCACCAGAGUUUACGAGAGAGCGUGAGCCGAGGGAGUGACCUGGACGGACGUUUGCAUCGAGCUCUGUGACGUUCUGCUGGAUAUAUUGUCCAAACGUAUAUUGUUGUUGUCCACUAAUUAGCAAGCAACUAACUUCCCCCAAUCAGAAUUUAUUCAAUGUGGUUGCAUUGGUUAAAUAAAACAUUUUAGAGUUAGAAGGUGAUGUAAUGAUUUCUUCAUUGUGCCAGAGAAUUCUUCUAACUCAGUGCAAGAAAUAGGAAAUUGUACCAUUGCUUUGUUUCUGGUGUAAGCAAUAUGGCUUUUCAUAAUAAUCCAAGGUAAAACGUAUAAUAUUCAUGAAUUCCCCAUGUCUUGGUAAUCCAAGGUAAAACGUAUAAUAUUCAUGAAUUCCCCAUGUCUUGGUAGAAAUUGAUAAACAUGCUAUUAUGAAA
Molecule: messenger RNA, 895 nt
Organism: Eptesicus fuscus (big brown bat)
Lineage: Eukaryota; Metazoa; Chordata; Mammalia; Chiroptera; Vespertilionidae
Product: fatty acid-binding protein, adipocyte
Exons: 4
Coding region: 91-489 (132 amino acids)
Biological process (GO): fatty acid transport
Cellular component (GO): nucleus; cytosol
Molecular function (GO): fatty acid binding
Source: RefSeq, a predicted model, not a curated record